This is a messenger RNA of Emiliania huxleyi CCMP1516, 3720 nucleotides long. RefSeq lists its product as hypothetical. Bases 1 to 3720 code for a protein of 1239 amino acids. The transcript has 7 exons. NCBI's taxonomy places the organism in Eukaryota, Haptophyta, Isochrysidales, Noelaerhabdaceae. The record is from RefSeq and is a predicted model, not a curated record.
AUGUCGCUCAUCGUGCCGGCUCCGCAAGUCGGCGGGCCGAAUCGGUCCCGAGCUAAAGCCAUCGGCAUCGUCCUCCUCGUUGGCUCAUGCUGGCUCGCCGCCACCCUCCUUCCUCGAGGCCGCGGCGGCAACAAGAUCACUGCCCCUGCAGUGCUCGAGAAGUGGGGUGGUGGCAUUGACAAGAACUCUGAGGAGUACAAGAUUGCACGCUUCCUAUUUGACGACAUCCAGCAUGUCCUCUGCCCCGGCCUCUGCGUGUUUGGCGUUUGUGCAGCGGCCGGAUGCCCCGCGUUGAUGGAGGCGGGGUGGUCGUCUCUGGAUUCGGCGGAAAAGGUUGAGGUCGCGCCAAUGCUUGGCGUUGUCGCCGGAUAUAACUGGAAUAUGACGGCCGACGCGUUCGGCGGACAUUGCACACUGUCGAUGGGUCUCGACGGUCUGCCUCACGCGCUGAGCUGCCUACCGGACGACGACGUGUACGGCAAAAAGAAACAGCUCGCUCAUAAAGGGAGCAUUGGCGAGCUCGGCCACGAGAUCCCUCCGCCCCACCAGGCGGCGGCUGGCACGAAGGAGCCCUCCUUCCUCUUCGCGCGCGGCCUCUUUGCCUCCUUUCUCUCGGCCGGAAUCGGCGCGGCGGUCACCAAUCCGCUCGAGCUGGUCAAGGAAUCAUGUUAUCCGGGCAUAUCGGUCAACUUCUCGCCAGCUCCUCUAAGCACGGACGGACGGAAAAACACCCCCCUUUUAUGCCUGACCCUGGGCAUGGCCUCUCUUGGGGCAACAACCGUCUACUACGGCGCGAAGAAAACCGGCUUCAUGAUCCGCGGCAGCCGCGUCGACCUGCUGGCCCAGGGGCGCGAGCAGCCGCCGCGCGACGCACUGGCGCGCCUCGGCAUCUCGGUCGACGCCGGCGACGCCGGCGCGCUUCCCGAGCAGUCCGACUCAAUCGAGUCGUCCCGGCUGCUGCUGCUGCACUGCAUCCGCCGGCUGGGCGGCGGCCGCUCGCGGACGUCGGAGCUGGCUGCGACGCUGCGGUCGCGCCUCCUCUCCUCGCUGCGCGGCGACUCCAUCGCCUGCCGCAACCGCGCCCUCUUCCUGGUGGGUGUCCUCUCGGGCGACGGCGACUGCGCAGCGGCGCUGGCCAGCGCGGGCGCGGUCGGCGAGCUGUGCGAUCUGCUGCGGCAGGGCGCGCCGCGCGCGCCAUCUCUGAUCGAGCGCCAGUGGGCCCUCGUCUCGCUCAGCCACCUCGCUGGCGCCGCCCCGGGCCACGCCCGGCUCUUUGUCAAGGCGCGAGCCGGCGAGCUGCUGGCGGAGACGCUCCGCAGCUGCGCGUCGCAGCUCGGCGCCUCGCAGCCUGGCGCUCCGCACCUCGGUGCGCGCGAGGCGCCCACGGCGGCGGAGGCCUGCUCAGGCGGGGAGGCGCCGUGCGCGACGUCGCCGGCGGCCGCUGCCUCUGGCAGGGAGGAGGCGGCGGUGGCGGCGGCGAGUGAGGCGGCAGCGGAGAGCGAGGCGGCGGCGGCGGCGAGCGGGGCGGCAGGGGGGUCCUCGGUGGAGGCGGCGGCAGUACCAGCGCAGGCGCAGGCGCAGGCGGGUAGUGGCGGCGGCGGCGGCGGCGGCAGUGGCGGCGGCGGCGGCGGUGGCGGCGGCGGCGGUGGCGGCGGCGGCGGCGGUGGCGGCGGGGCUAGCGGCGCGGGUGCGGCGUCUGCCUCGCAGAGCGGCGAGACGGACGCGGAGCGCGAGCGCGCGGCGUUGGGGCUGUGCUACGUCAUCUCUGCGGUGGUGGCCAACCUCACCCUCGACCGGCAGGGCGCCAAGGAGGUGUCGACGAGCGGGCUGCUGUCGGCCCUCGUGCCACUGCUCCUCGCAAAGCGCGCCACCGGAUCCCCGCGGCUCCUCAGCUAUGACUCGGCCACACCUCUCGGCCACGGCCCGCCCUCUAGGCGCGCCACCGUCUCCCUGCCCUCGGCGCGGUGGCUCUGCACCCACAGCCGCACAGGGCUGCACAACGCCUCGCUCGGCGGCGGCGCCGCGCGCGCGAUGCUCAACUUCGCCUACCGCGGGCACGAGACCGCGCGGAUGCUCCUCUCCGUCGGCGCGCUGCCGCGGCUGCUGGCCUUGGAGGACACGCCCGAGGCGUCCGACAAGGUGCGCGAGAUUGCGCAGCGAGCCGCUGCCUACUUGGCCGAGGUGUCGACGUACGUAUCGCGCGCGGCGUCCUCGUGCAGCGGCGACGACGACGCCGACAACGCCGACAACGCGCCCGCCGACGGCGCGGAAAGCGCGCCGCCCGCGCCGUCGCCAGCGCCGCCUGUAGCCCCUCCGCCCGCGCAGCCACACGCGGCGGCGGCGGCGGCGGCGGAUGUGGCGGCUGUGGCGGCGCCGACGGGCGCUGGCGGCGAAGCGGCGGAGGCGGAGGCUGAGGGAGAGGCGGAGAGAGUGGCCUUGCGCGGGAAGGAGGGUGGUCAGUCCGCCCCGUCGACGGCGGCGUCGCUCCUCCGCCGCAGCCUGACGCCGCCCGCCGAGGCGCUGCUCCAGGCGCCCCCGGGAGGGUGGGAGGCGCUGCGUUGCUCCCAAUCCGCCGCUUCCGUCGCUACCGGCGGCGGCGGAGGCGCGUCCUGGGAGCCGGUGCACCACAUUCACGACCCCGCGACGGUCGCCGCCUUCGACCGCGGCGCGGAGGCGGCCGGUCUGUACCCCGACUGGGCGUGGUCGCUCGACGCCGCGGGCGCCGGUUGGUCUUGCGUGCCGCUCGACAUAGCCGCCGCCGCCGGCCGGCGGGGGAGGGAGGGCGGGUCGGCGCGGCGGGCGAGGCCGCGCACGCUCCCUCCCAACUGGCCGGCCGGGGUGGUCUACGCGCCCUUCCUGCUCUGGGUGGAGCCGGCGGUGGGUGGGGCGCGCGCCGACGCCGCCGACGCCGCCACCGACGCUGCCGGUUUGGCGUCGGCACGGAUGGAGAUGGCGCAGUGGCGGUGCAUGGGCGGAGUCUCAAUACAGCCGCUGCCGCCAAAGCACCCCGCCGCGGCGCCGGUGGGAGCGGCGGGCGUGUCGGCGGGCGCGUUCGGCCUCUUUGCCUCCGUCACCCUGCCGUGCGGAGCCGUGCUGGGCAACUACACCGGCCUUGUCAAGCCUCAGCGCGCGUACGACACCUCGCGCUACCUGGUGGAGGUGUGCGAGCGGCGGACGGGGCGCCGGUUCGACAUCGACGCGGCCAAGUACGGCAACGAGACGCGUUUCAUCAACGACUACACGGGCAUCGCGCCUCAGCCGAACGAGCUGCUCGUUGACUACGGCUGCCAGUUCUGGCUGGAUGAGAGCGCAGAGGAGAGCGCGGGGAGCAGCCCGGGCUCGAGCCGCAGCCGCAGCCCACCGCCGCCCGGACAAGCAGUGGCGAUGGACACGGCUGAGGUGGAGGCGGAGGCGGAGACAGAGACGGCGGCGGAGGCGAACGCGGCGGCGUCAGUUGCGACAUUCGCAGACGCAGCGGCGACGAUUGCGGAGACGGGGGCAUCGGACGAGGCCGUGCAGAUCGAGGUAGAGGAGGAGGCCGAGGAGGAGGAGGUUGACCCGGUGUCGGGGCCCGAGGACCGCAUUACGAUGGAGCAGAUGUACAGGCAAGGAGCCAUUCGGACUGACUGGGACUGCAGCCACGGAGGAGUGGAGCUCACGUACCGCACCAUCUGCGACCCAAUCGAGAAGUUCCCGCCCGGCCGCGACCUGAGGCCGUAA